CAAACAUCCUCCUCCAUCGCGAAUAAACGGAGCUCGACUGAAAUUAGUGCACGGGCUUUGAGAUUCGUUGUAUUCACAGACCGAGCAUAGAGAACUGCUUCAAACAAGAUAAAGAUGCCCUGCCAACCAGCCCAGUGACUCCAAGGAAAGUCUACAACAUUUGCAAUCUCCAUGAUGAACACCUCACAGACCACAACUCUUCCCCUCCCUCUUUGGGCCUUCCAUGUUAACUCUAGCCUUGUCUCCUACCCCCUCAAUGCCACGGAGAGCCCAUUCCAUGCUAAGCCGAAAGCAUGCGAGCAGCUCAACAUCGCAACCGAGGUCUUCCUCAUCCUUGGCAUCGUAAGCCUGCUGGAGAACAUCCUGGUCAUCUGCGCCAUUGUGAAAAACAAGAACCUGCAUUCGCCCAUGUACUUCUUUGUCUGCAGCUUGGCUGUGGCUGACAUGCUGGUGAGCGUCUCCAAUGCCUGGGAGACCAUCGUCAUCUACUUGCUCACCAACCGACAGCUGGUGGUGGAUGACCAUUUUAUCAGGCAGAUGGAUAAUGUGUUUGACUCCAUGAUCUGCAUCUCAGUGGUGGCCUCCAUGUGUAGCCUUCUAGCUAUAGCUGUAGAUCGCUACGUUACGAUUUUCUAUGCUCUACGAUACCACAACAUCAUGACGGUGCGAAGGGCCGCCUUCAUCAUUGGAGGCAUCUGGACCUUCUGCACAGGCUGCGGAACUGUGUUCAUAAUCUAUUCCGACAGCACAUCCGUCAUUGUGUGUUUGGUCUCCAUGUUCUUUAUCAUGCUUGUGCUCAUGGCUUCGCUCUACAGCCACAUGUUCAUGCUGGCCAGAUCUCAUGUCAAGCGCAUCGCCGCCCUGUCUGGCUACAACUCCAUCCACCAGAGGGCGAGUAUGAAGGCGGCCAUCACUCUAACCAUUCUCCUGGGCAUCUUCAUUGUCUGCUGGGCUCCAUUCUUCCUACACCUCAUACUCAUGAUCUCAUGUCCCAGAAAUCUCUACUGCAUGUGCUUCAUGUCUCACUUCAACAUGUACCUCAUCCUGAUCAUGUGCAACUCCGUCAUCGACCCACUCAUCUAUGCUUUCAGAAGUCAGGAGAUGCGGAAGACCCUCAAGGAGAUAAUCUGCUGCUACAGCCUGAGGAACAUCUUUGGAAUGUCUAGGUAACAUCAAACCAAAGCGAGAAACAUGAGACAAGAAGAACUGGGAGAAUCUUUCAUUUGAUAAUUUCUUAAGAGCUGAAUG
Messenger RNA from Myxocyprinus asiaticus (Chinese sucker), 1248 nucleotides. Its product is annotated as melanocortin receptor 5-like. Gene Ontology annotation, biological process: G protein-coupled receptor signaling pathway. Gene Ontology annotation, molecular function: melanocortin receptor activity. Lineage: Eukaryota; Metazoa; Chordata; Actinopteri; Cypriniformes; Catostomidae. The record is from RefSeq and is a predicted model, not a curated record. Gene Ontology annotation, cellular component: membrane. The coding region runs from base 172 to 1170 and encodes 332 amino acids. The transcript has 2 exons.